AUGCCUCAUACCUUGGCAGAUACGAUCUCUGAUCCCGUUCCUAUUGUUUCAAUGUCGGUGUCCACGGAUAAUCAUGUGCAAAUUGGUGGCCGGAAGUCAGAACUCGCUCAAUGUCAAAAUAACAUUGUAAGGGCUUUGAUCGAGAAAGAAUUCCCUGAAUUAUCCUGCGAUGUUUUGGCGUUGAAUACUUUGGGAGAUCAGGUUCUCAAUAAACCACUCUACUCCUUCGGAGGAAAGCUGUUGUGGACGAAAGAACUUGAAAUAUUGUUGGUUGAGGGAGUUGGCCAGUACCCUCGUUUGGAUUUAAUUGUUCAUUCUUUAAAGGACAUGCCUACCACUCUUCCCGAUGAGUUUGAGCUUGGGUGCAUCUUGCACCGUGAAGAUCCCCGUGACGCUCUUGUCAUGAAAGCAGGGUCUCCUUACAAACUGCUUGCAGAUCUUCCCGCGGGACUGGUUGUAGGAACGCUGUCGAUUCGCAGACUGGCUCAGCUCUUAAGAAACUACCCUCAUCUCAAAUUCGAGUCUGUCAGAGGAAAUGUUCACACUCGCUUAGCGAAGCUCGACGAUCCGGAAGGAACCUAUUCAUGUUUGAUGCUCGCGAACGCUGGUUUGACCCGUCUCGGUCUCGCUCACAGGAUCACUACCCUUCUAGAUGCCCCUGAUAUGUAUUACGCUGUUGGACAAGGCGCUCUAGGGAUCGAAAUUCGGAAAGGUGAUGAGAAAAUGAAGAAUAUUUUGAAGAGACUUGAGGAUUUGCCCACCACCUUGUGUUGUCUUGCUGAAAGGUCGCUAAUGCGGUAUCUUGAAGGCGGUUGUUCAGUGCCUUUGGGCGUCAAAACAAAUUUUGAUGAAGAAAGUAAUCAACUUUCACUUAAAGCUUGUAUCGUAUCACCAGAUGGCACCAAAGUUGUUGAGGACGGAUAUGAGAUGAGAGUUACAACUAAGGAGGAUGCCGAGGCAUUAGGGAUCAAAGUAGGAGAUUUAUUGAUCGCGAAGGGUGGACGCGACAUUCUUGCUGCUAUCGAUUUUACCCGCAUCAAUCAAAGACCUAAUAUAUUGAGUGACGGGUCAGCGACUUCUUCACCAGCUCCAGCUUCACCAGCUUUGAAUUCGCUGGCUAUUCUUCCCUCCCCAGCUCAAGCUAAACAAGUCAACUGA
This is a messenger RNA of Diutina rugosa, 1158 nucleotides long. RefSeq names its product hydroxymethylbilane synthase (gene HEM3). The transcript has a single exon. Gene Ontology annotation, molecular function: hydroxymethylbilane synthase activity. The record is from RefSeq and is a predicted model, not a curated record. NCBI's taxonomy places the organism in Eukaryota, Fungi, Ascomycota, Pichiomycetes, Serinales, Debaryomycetaceae. Gene Ontology annotation, biological process: heme biosynthetic process. Gene Ontology annotation, cellular component: cytoplasm. The coding region runs from base 1 to 1158 and encodes 385 amino acids.